CACAGAGAAGAGCGGGGAAGACAAUACUAAUGGAUCCCAACUUGAAAUAACCUGCUAGGUAGAUCUGGGGUCCGACCCUAACCCAGAAUAAAGCCGGGCUGCCCAGCAACCAGCUAAGACGGACCCCUGACACAAUGACGGAUGCCAAUCUGAUACUGCCAGCUUGCAGAAAUGCAGCUGCAGCUCCUCCCAAUGGAUCGCUUUUAGCAGGCAUUUCCGCGCCAAUGGCCAGGCCAGACCCAACCACUGGCGCUUGAGCGAGAGAACACCACAAAGAAGACAUCCUGACGCCGGCCCCAUCUGACAACCGCGCCAUGGAGAAGCCAGAACCCAGCACAGCGACCUGAAAAAGUAUGCGCGAUCCAGCGAGUUGGGCGAGACGAAUCGCGCCGGCCUUAGUGUUGCUGGGACUCCACGCAGCCGGUGCCAAUGGCUCCAGGUCCACACCGGACCCGGCCGUGACCGCCGCGCCGGCCGCCGCAGAAGUGUGCGAAUUCAGGACGAUCAACUAUAUCACGCAUACAUUGCCGCAGCAAUGCUUGCGCACGUCGUGGACGAGUCCCGCCCCUACUGCCACCGACGACGACAACGACAGGGCACAAGCAACCGUCACCGUCACUGCCACGGCAGCUAGUGCGAGCUCGGGCGCAGCACAAGACAAUGCCACAGCGCAGGAGCAGGAGAAGCAGGAGGAGCUGGCUGCCAGCUCCUUCAUGUCGUUCGAGGAAUGGAAGGAGAUGAUGCUGCGCAAGUCGGGUCAGGACCCGGCCAGCAUCAAGGCGCACAAGCAGCGCGAGCACCGCGAACGGGACCCCGCCAUGAACAAUGGGGAUGGCGACAGUUUUGGCGAAGAGGGAGAGAUUUCGCUGGAUUUCGACGCCCUGGCCGAGAAAGUGUCCGAGAUUGCUUCCUCUUCCUCCUCCUCGGGCGGGCCGGUUCCCGAUACCAAGGGGGAGGUCAAAGAGGAACCGGUCCUCUACGACAACGGAAAGACGCAGUACUACCGGAGCAAGGAUGCCGGCAAGACCUGCAAGGAACGUUUCUCAUACUCAUCCUUCGACGCUGGGGCAACGGUCCUCAAGACCAGCCCGGGCGCGAAGAACGCCAAAGCUAUCUUGGUCGAGAAUAAGGACUCGUACAUGCUGCUGGAAUGCCGCGCCAAGAACAAGUUUGUCAUUGUCGAGCUGAGCGACGACAUCCUGGUCGACACCGUCGUCCUGGCCAACUUCGAGUUCUUCUCCAGCAUGAUCCGCAAGUUCAGGGUCAGCGUGAGCGAUCGGUAUCCGGUGAAGUUGGACAAAUGGGUCGAACUGGGCACUUUCGAGGCACGGAACUCGCGAGAUAUCCAGGCGUUCCUCAUUGAGCAUCCUCAAAUCUACACGAAAUAUAUUCGAGUUGAGUUCCUGAGCCAUUGGGGCAACGAGUUCUACUGCCCCGUGUCGCUGCUUCGUGUCCAUGGCACCCGCAUGCUGGACACAUGGAAGGAGCCAAGCCACGACGAAGAACCGGAGCAGAUCCAGAGCUCGGCUCAAGAGCCAGUAGAGGAGACUCCGAAGGCGCAAGAGCCAGCGGCCAAUGACACCUCAACGGUUGUCGAGAGGGAUGAGAACACAACCCAGGCCGUCACAGAAAUGGGCCUCACACCUUGGCGCCCCCUCUUUCCUAGUAGUUUCUCACUUGAUAUGUGCGAGUUGCGCUCUCCCACGACGGCUGACCCCACUCCCGUUGAUUCCGGCUCAAGUAAACUACAGAACAUGCCUGCUGGGGCACCCGAUACGGUGACUCCGCGACAGUCCGCCGUGCCGGGCGCUGAUGAAGGGUCCCAACCCGGCAAUUCCUCGUCUCCGCAGUCUGCGUCUCCCGAGGCUCCCGUCUCUCAGGGCCAGUGGACGGCUGCACCGCCUUCUCCUUCUCCUUCUUCUCCUUCUUCUUCUCCUUCGACACCUUUGCAGGCCGGCAACAACGGCACAGCAAGUCACCCGACCCAAAGACAGUCGGAAACCCGAACGGACUCCGCGGAUGGCUCGUCAUCCGCGCCCACGACCACGUCUCGCAACAAGACCACCUCCGUCUCCGCUUCCCCCUCGGCCUCACCCACCGUCCAAGAGUCCUUCUUCAAAACGGUAACCAAGCGCCUCCAGCUCCUCGAGUCCAACACCUCCCUCUCGCUCCAGUACAUCGAAGACCAGUCGCGCUUCCUGCAGGAGGUCCUCCUGAAGAUGGAGCGCAAGCAGAUCACGCGCGUCGACGCCUUCCUCGACAAGCUGAACAGGACGGUCCUGUCGGAGCUGCGCAGCGUGCGCACGCAGUACGAGCAGAUCUGGCAGAGCACGGUGCUGGCGCUCGACGCGCAGCGCGAGCAGUCGGAGCGCGAGAUCGUCGCGCUGACCUCGCGCCUCAACGUCCUGGCCGACGAGGUCGUCUUCCAGAAGCGCAUGGCCAUCCUGCAGAGCGUGCUGCUCCUCUCCUGCCUCGUCCUGGUCAUCUUCAGCCGCGGCGCCGGCAACAACAAUAACAACAAUAACAACAACAUUACCAGCCUGUCGGCCGCCAUGCUGGACAACUUCCCCCCUUUCCCUCCUUCGCAACAGACAUCCCCCUAUAACCGCCGCUACGGCUACACAACAACAACGGCAACAAACAGACCCGGGUCCCCCACCGAGGUAUCGUCAUCCCUCCCAGGCUCGCCCCCCAGGUCCGGUCCGGAUGAUCGGCUCGCCGCCUCCGCCCUCCCGCGACGUCUCUAUUCCGCCGCCUCUUUCAAAGACAAACUGCUGCCCCUGACCCCGCCAUCGGAACACAGCAGGGAAAGCACGCCCGCCACAUCCCGCAGCGACCGCGACCGCGAUCUCAACCCCAGCAGCCCCGAGACGUCCUUCUAUAGCCGGGAAGGAGACAGGGAAGAAGGACGACGAAGAGAAGAAGAAGAAUACUGCCAAGAAGAAGAAAGAGAAGCGGAAGAAGGAGGGGAGGUCACACCAUCGCGCCAGGGGGGUAUUGCUGCAAACCGCACAGCAGGGAAGCCAGUGUCAUGCUCAGAAAGGCCCGAGGAGAUGUCGUCCAUCGAGGUAGUCGAUUUCAGUCCGUCAUCAUCUGAGACCAACCCCGAUUCGCAGGGAAUAAUAGAAGGGGAAGAGGACGGUGAAAGGCGAGAGAGCCCGACUUCUUCAUUGAGAGCUCGACCAGCAUUGUCGCAUUUGGGCGGUGUCAGAAAACCGCUGCCAGCGCUGCCUGAAGAUCCGAGUUGAUGGGUGAUGACGGUAUCAUUGAUGAUUAUCAUGAGCGCCUCGAUCUAAAGUCAGCAUAAUACCAUAAUGAACUCUAGCGCGUACCUUGUUUGUCAGCCUGAUUCAUGUGUGAUGGACCAGAGGAAUUUAGAAUGAUGACGAGAUCAAGUCACGCGCACAAGGCAUUCAUGCCUUGAGAGAAGAGCAACGUGGGAUUAAAAGCUAACUCAGCGGGCCAAAGCAAUGUCCGGAUUUCCCAGCUAAUAUACCUGUCCGGUGCAUGUG
Chaetomium strumarium is the source of this 3512-nucleotide messenger RNA. Its product is annotated as UNC-like C-terminal-domain-containing protein. Gene Ontology annotation, cellular component: membrane; cytoplasm. Gene Ontology annotation, biological process: protein folding in endoplasmic reticulum. Lineage: Eukaryota; Fungi; Ascomycota; Sordariomycetes; Sordariales; Chaetomiaceae. The coding region runs from base 354 to 3248 and encodes 964 amino acids. The record is from RefSeq and is a predicted model, not a curated record. The transcript has a single exon.